This is a messenger RNA of Zeugodacus cucurbitae (melon fly), 2109 nucleotides long. Its product is annotated as putative nuclease HARBI1. The transcript is spliced from 2 exons. NCBI's taxonomy places the organism in Eukaryota, Metazoa, Arthropoda, Insecta, Diptera, Tephritidae. The coding region runs from base 962 to 1870 and encodes 302 amino acids. The record is from RefSeq and is a predicted model, not a curated record.
ACGAACUCAAAACUAAACUGAUGUUUGACGUGUUAAUUUGAACGUUUGCGGGCAACACACGAUUGAACAUCACUAACACAUAUGCACUGUUUGACGCAAUUAUUUGAUCGUCUCCAGGGCACUUAAGAAGCAAAAAAGCGAUGCUAACCCAACAUGAUGAAAGCCAUUUCCAAUUGGGAUGAUGUCAGAGGAGCUAGCGAAGCCCACUAAAGAUUCCGGUAGCAUCACAGGCAACAAAUUUCUAGAAUAACUACAAUGGUGGAUCUUUGGUACUCAUUAUUGUUUUUCAGACCCAAUAAUCUCAUCACAAUCCACAACAUCGUCAGUAUUUGCAAAAAUAAAGCUCCAGUUACCGAUACUAGACUUGACUCAGCUUCGAAAAAUUUGACUUGGAAAACUUAGAUGCAGUUAUACUAAACACAGCGCGUAGAAAUCAGCUGUUUUUGAAUGUUGGGAGAGCACACAAAUGUGACAUUUUAAUUGAUUUGUGAAGUUUGUGAAAAUUUAAUAAAUAAUAAAACAAAUUGUUUUGCCGAAUACCUUAAUAAUAAUAAUAAAUUUUAAUAAUGGAUAGUGAUUUAUUCCAAGAACUUGUUUAUUUAAAUAUUCUUCGCCUUCAAAGAAGAAAAGUUUUGAGAAGACGUAAACGCCGCUGGUCCGUUCAUCCAGCUAAUCGGGAUAGAAACCCAAAUGGUUUCUUCUGGAAGAACUUUUUAAAAUUAAAAGAAGGCGACCAAAAACUAUUUCUUUUAACACGGAUGAAUCGGACAGUGUACAAUAUUCUUUUAAAUAUAAUUAGUUCGUUUUUAAAAAAAACCAAAACAACAAGUUGGCGUCGAGGAGCGAGUGGUUAUAACAUUAAUGUAAGUUAAACAAUCCUUGAAACAUAUGCAUUUAAUUGUAUUCUCAUAUAUUUUUUAGGUACCUCGCUUAUGGAACACCUUUUGAGGUCAUAGCCUCGAUGCAUAAGUUAGGCAAAACAACAGUGCGGAAUAUCGUACUUGAAACGUGUGAAAUACUUUGGUUACAUCUGUCUCCGAUAUACCUUAGCGAGCCAAGUACCGCACAAUAUAAAGAUAUUGCUGCAGAUUUUUUAAAACUGUGGAAUAUACCCAACUGUGUCGGAGCAAUUGACGGGAAGCAUAUAGCUAUUGUUCGUCCACAAAAUUCAGGCUCGUUAUUUUAUAACUAUAAAAAGUUUUAUAGUAUAGUUUUAAUGGCAUCCUGCGACGCUAGGUAUACGUUUACCUCUGCCAGCAUUGGUAGCUAUGGAGGACAAAGUGACGGAGGUGUCUUUCAGCAAUCUAAAUUUGUUAAAGCGCUCUUGGAAAACAAAUUGUCACUACCACCAAGAGCUCCAUUAUGGAAUGAAUCCUCAACAGAUUUUCCACAUUUUUUUGUGGCCGACGCAGCGUUUCCGUUGAAGGAAAACUUAAUGCGAACUUACCCCGGUGCACAGCUGCCACGAAACAAAGCAAUUUUCAAUUACCGGUUAUCGCGAGCUCGUAGAGUAAUCGAAAAUAGCUUUGGUAUUUUAACCGCUCGAUGGCGUGUUCUACGAAAGGUCAUAGACUUUAGCCCAAAGAACUGCGAAACAAUUGUGUUAACCUGCUUGGUUCUUCACAAUUUUGUAAUGUUGAAUGACCAUGAUCGUUGGUAUUGUCCAGAUACAUUUGUAGACACAGACACCGCAGACCAUGGAAUAUUGGAGGGAGAAUGGCGUGAAGAUUUAGAGAGUGUUGGAGGUGCAUUACAUUCAAUAAGUUCAACUCGACGCAAUGCAUCUUGUAUCGCAUUCCGUGUAAGGGUUUUUUUGGCAGAAUAUUUUAUUAACCAGGGAGCAGUUUCAUUUCAAGAAGAUCGUAUUUAGUGUAUAUUUAUUUUAUUUAUAUUUAUAUUUAUUUAUAUCGUAUUUAAUGUGUAAAAUUGUAAUCCAAGUAUGAAGUACUAUACUUUUUGUUACGUUAACUUUUUUAUGAUAUUUUAUUAAACCAUAUGUUUACAUGACUUAGUAACAUAUUUUUCCGCGUUUUGUAUGUGUGUGGUGAAUCUUAGUAACCCUCAUUAAUUUUAUUAAACUUGUAACAAACCAAUUGUAUUUCAUCAAAG